AUGCACGCCUGCGUCGCUGCGAUCGCCAUGGGAGAAGUUGGCGUUUACGAUGAUCAGCGGAGCAGUGGACAAGAAAUCAGUCUAGCGGCGGCGGCAGCAGCAGGCGUACAGUACGCGCGCAGCUCCAGGACGGCGUUUAGCUGCACUUCGAAGUCGGCCCGACAAGGCGGCGGUGGUGCGGUACCGAUCGAAAACCUUCUCCCUCCCCUCAUAGAGCAGCCGGAAAAGUCGCUGAGAGCUGCACGCGGAGAUACCGGGGCUGCCAUCACGGAGGACGAGCGCGCUGCCAUCGCAAUGGAGACGUGGGAGCAUUACAUGGCCACGGCCCGAGAAGCCACAUCGGCGGAGGGUGCGUCGAUGAUGCCGAGCGCCACGGCCGCCGCGACCAUGAUGUCCAGUGCCUCUUGCGCGAACGCCGCGCAUUCCUGCACUUCAGCCGUCGCCGCUGAAGCACCGCUAGUGCCGAUUCGUUCAUUUCCCGACGCGCUUUGUGCCCUAAUCGAGCGCUGCACCGCUACACCGCUUGUGUGUCUCACUCUAAGUGACCAGCAGUGUCAGACGACCGCCGUGAGGGACCUGCUGCGCGCGCUGCUGACGAUCAUGCAGCGUAUCGAAGACAGCGCGGUUGCUGCCAUCGACUGCGAGAUCGCCCUCGCCUCCCACAGCUCCUCAUCCGGUCACCACACACCAGUCGCCGCGACGGCGGCACUUGACCUUCAGGCGGUGCGUCUGGCCGCUGUGAAGGGCAUCUCACGGGUGCUGACCACCUACCUGGACGGCGCUGACGGCAGCGCGCAACCACCGACAAAAGCGUCGGAAACGUUCACGGCGGGACUUGGCCACCUGGAUAUCUUAUCUGUCUUUGAGGAUGUUGUGCACCAGUGGGCACACGUGCUCACAGUGCUUGAAAGGGGGAAGGAGCUCAUCGGUGCCUCGGCAGGGGUCGGAAAGGGUUCGGAUGUCAAGGCAGAGGACGAUCUCUCUGGUGUACCAGAGUCUCCCCAAGGACAUCGCAGCGGCAAAGAUGGAACUGGCGCUGCUGCGCAGCUUCAUUGGGUGCUACGCAUCGCCUAUCAAAUCAUCGCCGCUGAGCAGCGGGAGGCAAGCCGCGGUAGCGCAGAGGCCGCGCCUCGUGUGCGACUGCUCCCCCCGCUGCUCGUCCCCGUGGCACUUCGUACGUUGUCGCUCAUCACCACAGUCAUUCCUCUUGUCUGCCGCCCUGCGUCAUAUGUGCAGCUGUGUGUGGAUGUGCUGUGGGGCGCAUCGCUUCUGACGCCAAGCGAAUCGUCACGCCAGCUCAUGUACGGCUCAAUGGGCGUCGCUGGCCUCGCCGGCGCCUCGAACGGCAGCUGCGAAGGUGAGGCGGACGUCAGCAGGGGAGCAGAGGCGAGCCCCCCAGCCAUGGAUCUCUUCCUUGCCCUUCUCCACCAGUUCAACGAGGGCCACAGUGCUGCGCACUGUGAGCUGCGCGACGAUCUCGUGUGUCUCUUCGCGUUCCUCCUCCGCUGCGACAUACAAUACGUGGAAGACGAGCUCGUCGCACAUCGUGUCGCGCAGAAUGGAGCCCCACUAACGUCUUCGGAGUCACUCAGCUGUCUCUCCGCCUCCCCGCCUUCGCUCGAAGCUCACGCCACGCCGCUCAAUCUCAGCGUCGCCACUGUGGAGGCGAUCAACGCUGUGGCGGCGCUGCUGUUCGAGACAACGUGCGGGGCCGAACUCACAACGACGGUGUACUCGGCCACAGCCACAGCCCCAGCGGCGUUUCAGUCCACCGACGUCGAUCGAGGCGAAUCUGCUCCGGUGACGCUGCUUUCCCUCGACGCCGCGUGUCGGCACGCGCUGCGCUUCCAAUCCAUCGCCAGCUCUGUGGCACGUCGUCGUGAGUUGCUCGACUUCAAGAUCUACGGCUGGCAGCUGCUCGAUGCUCACUACUGCUGGCAGCUUGCACACCUCACCUAUCGCGAGUACGUUCACUACCACGCCACCACCGGCCCCGUCAAGCAGGUCACAGGGACCGACGGCGGCGACAGAGCCGUCACGGCGGCCCUCUGGGGAAUCCAACUCUCGCGCCUGGGCUUCCUGGAUGUUCUGCUUUUGUACGUCGACACGCGCACCGACGAGGCGGCCGUGGUGGCGUGGACACAAGAGGAGCUUCUGAAGCUGGAGGUGGAGGCCUGGCAGCUUCUCACAUCCAUGAUCCUCUUCACGCAGCACCUAGGCGCGAAAUUGGAUGGGCUGCAGGUGCGCUGCCACAGCCCGUGCAGCGAGAAGCCGUCCGCGGCACAGUAUCAGCAGCAAGGAGAGGAUAGUCCACUGCUGAGCGUGUCGGUGGAAGCUGUCGACAAGCACCACUUCGGCGAAGAAGCCGAGUACCGUGACAGUGACAUGGACAGCACAGACAACAAGCCAGGCAUGCGGUACGGGGCCGACGUGCACUUCAUUGCUGCCGGUGGUGUCGAGGUGGCGCUCCACUACUUGCGCACCGCGCCACCCGAGGCGGAGGCUGUGAAGCGGUGUGCCCUCGUCACCGUUGCUGCCAUCGCGCGGGCGAGCAGAAGCAGCGAGGCGCACGGACGCUCAGUCAGCUACACGGAUGAGGAAGUCGCUCUCGUGCAGACGGCCCUGACGCAGCACGCUCCGUCGCUCGUCCCGUUCCUAGUGCAGCUCAUCCAGGAGAUCGACUUGUACGUCGACGCCUCCGGUGUCCCAGCAGCGUUGCCGCCUCUCAUCUCCUCCGUCACCGCGUCGGUGGCUGCGACGUCUCCGCAGCGCGUGUGGGGGCACCGUGCCGCUCGAGAGGACAGCGGCAUUGAGUUGACGGCGGCAAUGCCGACCCAGCGUGGGGUACGCUGGAAUUGGUUGCCACAAUCAGCCGCCCACGCGGCUUUUGUCGCUUGGGGCCUGCUGCGGUGCAUCGGGGAUGUCCCGCUGGCAGAGGUGGGUACGGUGCGAGAGCUGGCUCUACCGAUGAUGAGCGCGAAUGGUAUCGAAGAGGACGACCACGACGACGAGGCCAAAGCGACAAAAACGCGCCAGUCGCACUCCAACGUGAGCGUAGCCACAGCCGAGAUCACUGCCGGCGCGAGCAGGCGUAAAAGCGUCGGGCGCGACAGAGCCCCGCUUCAGAGUUUCGAGUCAGCGGACUGUCAGCCGCACGAGGAGGUGGAUUUAUCCUUUUCGAACAUGUCGUUCUCUGGAUCCUCAAUGGGUCCACUGGAGGUGGAUGAUGACGACGCCGCCGUGAGUGACCACCGUCGCCCGGCUGCAUCGUCGAGGGCGGCAGGUGAUGGUGAGUCGGCAGCGCGCUCGAUCAACUGUGUCUCAGCCCCGUCGCAUACGCGCGUGCUCCUGAGAAGCGUGCACUCGCAGGUUUUGCGCAUUCCCGAUCUUUUUGCGGAACACGGCGGAGUGCAUCUGCUCACGUCGUGGAUGCGACAUGUCAUGCGCCUGUGUUUGUCUGCGCGUCCGGAGCAGCAGCAGCUGCUGCAGCGCCGCAGCAGCGAAGGAGCCUCGCCACAACUCACAACGGAGGAGAUGGCGAACCUGGAGCACUAUGGCGACGUAUUUCUGCUCUUACUGGACGUUCUCCGCGCCAUUGUGAUGGGCUGCAAAGCAAGCGAGAUGCAGUUCGUCGAAUCCGGCGGGGUGCGCGGAAUGCUGGACCUCAUGGAGGCCUACGCGCUGGCGCACGGCCUCAUUGACCAAGCCGCCCGGCACGUGCGCCUGACGGCGGGGGAGAGCUGCGGCAGCGCUGCCGCCGGCACGGAAGACUAUAAGGAGCAGGAGGGUGUGCUGACGUACGCUGCAACACUGCUGUCGGACCUUCUGGAAAGCUGCCCUCGUGCCAUCGAUGCUUUCGCCACGUGGCGCAGCUGCCGCAUUGCCUUCUCACCGCUCACGCCGGACGUGCGCGAGUGUCGGAUGCCCAGCGACGACGGAAUUGAGGCGGUGCAGCUGCUGCUGUGUCUCUGGGCAUCAGAGAUGCCAGCACGAAAGGGCGGCGGUGCGGCCCAAGCGACCCCUUCUGGUUUAAGGCUCCUCCGUCUGCACCUGCGACCAGCUCUACGCACAGCGUUGAGGGAGGAGUACGUGUGCCGCCUCUUGCACCGACGCGCCAAGCUGGGGGUACUGGAGGCGGAAGCCGUUCGCAACUAUUACCACUACCUGCACUCGGAAGCUGUGCCAGCCACAACGUCGCAAACGCCGGAGGAGGGAGUACCUGACUCCGUCGUGCUCGCGUACAUGGAAAAGCUCAUGUCCCUCAGCAGCAGGCGCCCCGCCGUGGAGCCGGAGCAGCAAAUCGCACUUCUCAUCUACGGCGCUCUGGGGCUGUGCAUGAAAGUGUACGGAUGCCUGUCUACCGUCGGGUUCGACUUGCUUCGCACCGCAGAGACAGAGGCACUUGGAGUGCCGUCGAUUGGGGCGCGCCUCUCCUCGCUGGAGCGAUCGUUACUGGUUCAGAUUGCCGCGCUGCCGGCGUUGUGCGUGGACGAAAUCAGCUUGGCCAUGGCCGAGGUCGCUCUCGAGUACGACUCGCUUCCGGCCGGAGCGGACUCCGAGAGUAGUGACGCCAGUUGCCGUGCUAGCGACGACGCGGCGACGUGGCGGCCCACGUCGCCGGACCGGCGAUUGCUGUGCGCUGCGGCGCAAGAAGCCGCUGUUCGUGCUGGGGAGCUCAAUCAGCUUAUUGAGGUUGGGGAGCAGGUACAGCAGGCGCGAGAGUCGCAGCUGUACAGCCGCUUCCUUGUUACACAGCUGCGGCAGCCGGUGGGGCGGCUGGCGGACGGUCGGCCAGGCGCCGUCAAAGGUUCGUGGAAAACGCAGCGGUGCCUCUCCACCACCCGUGAAAGCUUUUUGGCUCGCCACCGCAGCGCGUGCGCGCUCUCUGCAGCAGAGCUGGCCGCGCGCCUCUCGACUCGCCUGGCAGCCGAACAGCUGCAGCGACAGCAGUGCAACGGCACACAAACCGGUGCUUCGGUGGGUGAGGAGCAAAGCUGGGCGGGUCCGCCCAGUACAGCCCCAUCGGUGCUGGGCAGAAGCCGCACUCCGUACGCCGCACUCAUGGACUCUGUCAACGCCGCCACCCACGAGCGGCUUUCCGCCACUUUGUUCAGCAUUGUGGGGCCACCGCAGCGUCCCUCUGUGCCCUUGACGCAGCGGCACCAACAGCGGCAAGCAAUGAUCGCGCGAAGCCUGCGUAAGCUGCCGUUGGAUCAGUCCACACCGAAGGGUCCUCACAAACCGUAG
Molecule: messenger RNA, 5247 nt
Organism: Leishmania major strain Friedlin
Lineage: Eukaryota; Euglenozoa; Kinetoplastea; Trypanosomatida; Trypanosomatidae
Exons: 1
Coding region: 1-5247 (1748 amino acids)
Source: RefSeq, a predicted model, not a curated record